Fragaria vesca subsp. vesca is the source of this 1524-nucleotide messenger RNA. Its product is annotated as probable LRR receptor-like serine/threonine-protein kinase At1g56130-like. The transcript is spliced from 6 exons. The record is from RefSeq and is a predicted model, not a curated record. Bases 272 to 1414 code for a protein of 380 amino acids. Gene Ontology annotation, molecular function: ATP binding; protein kinase activity. NCBI's taxonomy places the organism in Eukaryota, Viridiplantae, Streptophyta, Magnoliopsida, Rosales, Rosaceae. Gene Ontology annotation, biological process: protein phosphorylation.
GAAACAUUUAGCGGUCAAUUAAUCUGGCUAAUAUUUUAUAUAUAGAUACACACAAUCAUAUCUCAGCUGAAAUUGUCUUCAUGCAUUAUUCCAACUCUUCCCCAUCUUAGGAUCUUAAAGACAUUAUAUAUACAGGUUCAACAUUCACUACAGAACAACUGACAUAUCUCCAUUUCUUAGCUUGAGCAAAUCAAAGUGAUCAUCAUCAGUUUAGCAAGGUGCUCGAGUGGCAAGGACACAGAUCGCAUUCUAGUUUGGAGUCCGGCAAAUCAUGAAGUUCUCUUUUCUUUGCUCGAAGUGUUUAUUAUCUUCUCGGGCAGGAAUCGUCGAUGAUAGUAACUUACCUGGUGUGCAGUUUCUUCAAAAUGUCCACGCCUUCUCAUACGAAGAAUUGAAAGUUGCCACCAAUGAGUUUAAUCCCUCCAAUAAAAUUGGUGAAGGCGGAUUUGGAACUGUCUACAAGGGAAGAUUAAAUGACGGAAGAGAUGUGGCCGUGAAAGUUCUUUCAGUAGAAUCAAGACAAGGUGACAGGGAGUUCAUGUCGGAGCUAUCAUCAGUCUCCAACAUUCGACAUGAAAAUUUGGUGCAGUUGCACGGUGGUUGCAUCGAAGGCCGUCGUCGAAUUCUUGUUUACGAAUACAUGGAACACAACAGCCUCGCUCGCAUCUUGCUAGGUGAUGACAAACUAAGAUCAAAAUUAAAUUGGAGAGUGCGAAAAGAAAUUUGUAUAGGAAUUGCACGAGGACUUUUCCAUAUUCAUGAAGAGGUUAAACCACACAUCGUACACAGAGACAUCAAAGCAAGCAACAUACUAAUGGAGAAGAACUUCAAUCCAAGAAUCUCCGAUUUCGGACUAUCGAAGCUCUUUCCAGAACACGUUUCUCACAUCACUACACGAGUGGCCGGAACAUUAGGCUAUCUUGCUCCGGAAUAUGCCGUUUCCGGUCAUCUAACACGGAAAUCAGACGUGUACAGUUACGGUGUACUGAUUUUGCAAAUAGUCAGUGGACGAUCGGCAGUUGACUUUGAUAUAGAACUUGGAGAACACUAUCUUGUCCAAAAGGCAUGGGAAAUGCAUAAGGACAACAGGCUCGUAGAUAUAAUCGACUCGACACUUGAGCAUGAUGGCAACUUCUCAGAGGAGGAAGCUAUCCAUUUCCUAAAGGUGGGUCUACUAUGUGUACAAGAGAAAUGCAACCUCAGGCCAAAAAUGUCAGCAGCCAUUGAAAUGAUGAUGAUCGAUCAGAACGACCAGAUCAAAGUAAAUGCUUUCAACAACGUGGAAAUACCGCAGCCAGGAGUGAUCAAUAAUAAUGACUUGAAAAUAGCUCCAAGGAAGAGUGAAAGUAGCUCAAAAUCCAGCACGAGCAGCAUGCAGAGCUCUCAAGUGUACCGGUUUAAUUCUAGAGUCUAACUAAUUGUGUGUUCAUAAUCUCUGUGUGUGUGUGUUUAUUCUUUAUACAUGGCCUGGCUUGUUUGUAUUUGGCAGUUUAUAUAUAUCUACGUAAAGCAACGGUGAAGCUU